AUGCUCUCCUCUAUGCGUCGAGCAUCGUUCUUGGCGCCGUCCGGGACGGACCAAGACCCGGAGAGCCCUUCCAACACAGGUGUUGGAGGAAUGCUCUCUAGGGUUCGAAGGGCAUCGAUAGCGCCAUUGAAUGCUGUGCAGCACUCGUCCAGUCGGGUCAGAGGCAUGUUGACGAACCUUCGCCGCGCGUCCUUUAUGUCGCUCGGCGGGCUCCGAAGGGACAAAGGAGUUGUGCUGCCUCCGAUUGAGAAGAGAAAAUCCCGACGCUCGAAGAUUUCGUCGAAGAAACUUAGUCGAGUGCAGACUUCCGUCCUGAUGGAGCCCCAUGUCGAGCAUACGCACCUCCUGCUUCAACAUGCAGUGUACAGAGGGGAUGAUCCGUUCAAGAACUUGAACAGCGUUUGGCUUGGCGGCGGCGACAAAGGUGAGCUGAAAGAGGAAGACUCGGACGAAGAAGAUGAAAACAUGGAAGACAUGACGGACGAAAGAAGGGAGGAGCUACAAGAAAAGGCAGCCAAAAAGGCCGCAAAAGAGAAGUUUCUGGAGGAUGAGAAGGCACGAAUCCGGCAGCUGCGAAAUACGGCGCUGGGUCAUUUGACCUGGCUGCGGGGCCACAACCUAGGUGCUGACCUCGUGCCGACCUGGAAGGUCCUGAAGGCAAAGUCUGAAGAUCUGCAGUCGAAGAACAGGUUGAAAGGACCUACCCGGAUUGGAGGCGACAUUUGGUACAAGGCAUACACUCCCAACAGCCAGAAGGACUGGUGCUGGAAAGGCAGCUUUGUGAACGAGGUUCGUUUUCUCGCAGAGAGUCAGAACAUGCCACUAGCAUGGCUCAGCGUCAAGACGGCCCAACGGCUGUUUCAGCAAGACCCCAGCUUCAAAAAGGCCGUGGUUUAUCACGUGGUCGCGGUCUCCACAGAUCACAGCCGUUAUUUGUGGAGCGAUGCCUUUGUUCAGCUGCUUACGGUCAUCCAAGAGGAGCAAAGCUUUGAAUACGGGCGAGUGUGCCUGUCUCCAGAAGACAUGGCCCAGAAGUACCCCCAGGCACGGUUUCCAACUCCUGGCAAGUACGAGAAGGUGAAGAAGGAUGAGGCCGUGACAAGACCAGUUCCCGCGCUGCUCGUACGAAGCAUUGGGAAGUCCACGACGCCACCUGAACCGCCGCCGCUUCCCGAAAGGUUGCCGUGUCCCGUUGCGUAUGAGAUGACGGAGCCGUGGAUGAGCAUAUUCGCCUCGAAAGCUGAGCAGAAGAACGUGAUGAACAACUUCCGGAGCAGGACCUCAACCUACCAAACAAUGAGCCCAGGCCGAAGUGGCAGAUUUGGGGAGCUUGAAGAGUUUGACAACGAAGAAGGGGAAGGCAAUGAAGAGGCUGAGGAGGAAGAGUUAGAAAAUGACGAGGAAGUCGAGGACUCUGAUGAAGAUGUCGGCCCGGCUGGCCUGGAUGCGACGGGUUAUGAGGAAGACCAGCCGGAAGAUGAAAGCGAAGGCUUCGACAGCAUCAGCGAGAAUGGGGAAGAUGACAGAGAAGAGAACCCUCAAGACGAGGACAAAGGAUUCGAGGAAGAUUCUGCCCCUCGCGCCACGGAGCUUCCGAUGACGGAAGCUGAGCAAGACGUGGAUCAGUUUGGUGAAGAAGAUGAAGUACAGCCAGUCAUGCGGGCUUCCAGAAGCUACGAGCUCGGCGAAGACUCAGAACCAGUGGCACGGAGAGGGUCCCGCCGUCAGUCCAAAGAGUGA
This is a messenger RNA of Symbiodinium natans, 1740 nucleotides long. NCBI's taxonomy places the organism in Eukaryota, Dinophyceae, Suessiales, Symbiodiniaceae. The record is from the annotation of a GenBank genome assembly.